AUGGGCUCCUGCGUUUCCUUGCAUAAGGGCGACUCUGCCCUGAAAGUUCGUUUGGAUUUCGGGUCCCAAACUGCGGACAACCCGAAGAACGAUCCUCCUCCGCCGCCUAAGGUGGUGGCUGCCACCGAUGGGGUUUUCAAGUCUCACUGGUCUCCUCCUGCUGCUCUCGACUUUGGUAGCAAAGAGGAGACCUUUUUUGAUUCACAGGCUUGGUUGGAAUCUGAUUGUGAAGACGACUUUUUCAGUGUUAAUGGUGAUUUCACCCCGUCUCGUGGGAAUACACCAGUUCACAACAGCUUCUCAGUGAGAACAACGCCCGGUAGGAGCAAUGGGCAACUUCUUACUACAAGCCGAAGCUCGAAUUCGAAGACAAUGCCUGAGCCAUCACCAACUACAGAGAAGAAGAAGCAGAGACUAUCCGAACUCUUCAAAGAUUCCCUCGGAGAUGAUGAGGACGGCCAACAAGAUGAAAAUAAUCAAGAAAAUGAAUCUGACAAACAACACCAAAAGGUGGGGUUGAUUUCUGGCCCUUUGAAAUCGGGCAACAGCACUCCUAGUGUCUCUCAUCUGAAUUCAGGCAGUAGCCAGGGAACCGCAUCGACAGCAACAACAAAGACUUUAUCUUACUAUGUGGGGUCGGCUCAGAGAACCCCGAAUGGCAGUAUCAAACCACCUGUUGAGAGAUCAGGGAAGUCAGCAGCUCAAUGUUGUCUUCCAAGGUUGCGUAGCUUUAGCGAAAAGAAGAAGAGGUAA
Molecule: messenger RNA, 753 nt
Organism: Oldenlandia corymbosa var. corymbosa
Lineage: Eukaryota; Viridiplantae; Streptophyta; Magnoliopsida; Gentianales; Rubiaceae
Source: the annotation of a GenBank genome assembly